AUGUCUGUGCCAGAUGGACUCGUCUCCAUUUCAGGACGGUCUAACGUCACAAACUGCAUUAAGUGUAAGGGCGUAAAUGGAGUUCCUGCAGUGUUUAUCCGCAAAGACGACCCGCCAUUAUGCAACGAAGCAUUAUUAUUUGCAUGGCCUUUCUUGGUAUGUUUUUGCAGGACGUGCUUUUUGUCGGGUUGCGUGCAUAAAUUUCGAUCGGCAUUCGGCAAGGCUAAUAUUGUUCGAAAUCGCGAUGCUGUUGCGUUGGCGUUCUCCGGAGGGGCCUCCUCGCUCGCGAUGCUCCAGUUGGCCAAAAUGUGUCACUCCACAAGUCAAGCAAGGAAGUUGAGAUUCCAGCCAACCGUCAUUUGUCUGUACGAUGUUGGCCAGCCCUAUCCUCACAAACAGGAAGAGGCCAUGAAAGUGGUCGGAUUCGACUAUCGAAUAGUGCGAACAGACGAAGUUAGUGUGUGUGAUUUGAAUUUGAAUACGAUGUACUGCACAGACAGUUGUCAGUCGUUCACAAUUCCACUCGACAAAAACGAAGGCGAUUUUGUUGACCAGCUUUCAGCAUCGACUGCGUUAACAAACUCCGCACUCACGGCUGCCGAGGAGACGCUGCGUUGGCGACGGCUGAAGCAGUUGGUGUUGUACACCAGUCGGUCGUUGGGUCACCGGUUCCUCUUGGUGGGGGACAAUGCAAGCCAACUUGCAGCUCAGUGUUUGGCGGGCAUCGCACAAGGUCGUGGAGGCUCCGUGGCUGCCGAGCUGGACUUUGCCGACACCCGGUUUACCGACGUGACCAUUCUUCGUCCAAUGUUCAAUUUUCUGGCGAAUGAGGUAGUCCUUUUCCUCCGUUAUGCGGGUUUGGAUGCAGUAAUUGAACCGACCCUAAGUCUUGAACAGACGUUGGCUCGCGGUCCAGGCGUCAACUCUAUCCAACGCCUCACUCAAGAUUUCAUAAGCUCACUGCAGUUUGCUGGAUUCCCGUCCACCACCAAGGCCGUGCUCAGGUACGUUGAACAAUUUUUUUUGUUCAAGCCAAAUCUGAUUUAG
Mesocestoides corti is the source of this 1047-nucleotide messenger RNA. The record is from the annotation of a GenBank genome assembly. NCBI's taxonomy places the organism in Eukaryota, Metazoa, Platyhelminthes, Cestoda, Cyclophyllidea, Mesocestoididae.